Molecule: messenger RNA, 4252 nt
Organism: Eruca vesicaria subsp. sativa (arugula)
Lineage: Eukaryota; Viridiplantae; Streptophyta; Magnoliopsida; Brassicales; Brassicaceae
Source: the annotation of a GenBank genome assembly
AUUUUUUUAACAAACCCUAAAUCGAUUCGAUUUUGAUUCUACCAAUGGCUAAUUCCAUAGAUUCCAAUCACAAACUCUGUGGUUUCCUCCGCGCCGUUGUUUCCGUCGAUACGCCUUCCCUUCCGCAUGAACUAUCAUUAGGAUCCUCUUGUUCCAUCUCCAACGAUGGUUUCAAAUCCGAUAACGGCUUGAUCUUAUCCCUAAUCAAUUCCACCUCCAAUCCCAAAUCCCUAAUUCCCGAAAUCGAAGGACAUCAUCAGGAUGUUGAGGAUUGUGGAACAAUGGAAGACUCUGGAUUUGAGGAGAGUGCUCCGAAACGCCGUAAGUCUCAGAAAUCGAAGAGACGAGCUUCCUCCGGAGGCAAAGGCUAUUCGCCGGAGAAGAGCAACGGACGGGGGAGGAGUAUGGUGAAGAGUCUAGGUAUGGUGAAUGGGAGCAUAAGUGUAGUGCAGCAGCUACACGCUUUGGUUGCGAAUAAGUAUUUGAAGAUUGUGUGUCGUGUGGUGAAGGUUGAUAAGUGUGAGAGUGGAGAAGAGAGAGCUGUGGUGUUGGUGGAUGUUUAUAUACCUGUUGCAUUGUGGUCUGGAUGGCAGUUUCCUAAGUGUCAGGCUACUGCUGCUGCCUUGUUUAAGCACCUGAGCUGUGACUGGGGACUGAGAAGCUCAAUUCUUAGCGGGGAAAGUAUUUGGGAAGAGGUCAAUGGAAGAAUAAAGGCCAUCUGGGAUCUAUCUGACUGCCAUGUGUUUGAUUGCAAAUUACACUGUAAUGCCCCAGAUUCUCCAGGAAGAAGAUUAUUUAAGCUACAUGAAAUCUUUCAGAGCUUGCCCAGUCCAGGAAAUAUUGGUGUCUUUGAUUCUUAUAGAGUAACACCAUCCACUGACUCUUGUGCAUCUGGCAUUUGGGAUCUCCCAGAUGACGUUUUGACUAGCAUUCUGAUGAAGAUUAACCCGAAAGAUCUUGUCAGCAUUGCAAGAGUCUGCCGUCUCUUUAGAUCACUGGCCUUUCUAAUUGUGCCAUGCAUGAAUCUUAAACUUUUUCCUCAUCAGCAGGCAGCAGUUGGUUGGAUGUUGGAGCGUGAGAGGAAAUCUGAGGUUUUCUCACAUCCCCUAUACUUGGAAUUCAGUACUGAGGAUGGGUUCAGUUUUUACAUAAAUGUUUUGUCUGGUGGUAUAACUACUGAGACAGUCCCCAUGGUCAAGGAUUUUCGUGGGGGAAUGUUCUGCGAUGAACCAGGUUUAGGUAAGACGAUAACAGCAUUGUCACUUAUUCUAAAGACGCAGGGAACAAUGGCUGAUCCACCUGAGGGACUUCCUGUGAUUUGGUGUACACAUAAAAGUGACACAAGGUGUGGUUAUUAUGAGUUAACGAGUGACCAGAUCACUUCUACCGGCCUGUUAACAGUAAAGAGGUUUCUAAGUCCAAGUAGCUUUCGAAACCGGCUUUCUUUGGAAGCCUUUCGUCCAUGGCUUGACUCGAAAUCUUUGCCACUUAAGCAAGCUAGGCUGGCGCGUUCAGAUGGUCAAACUUCUGAGUCUAAGAACGCAAACUUUGAAAACGAAUACGGAACUAUCCUGGAUUUAGAAGAUCAACGUAGAAAGAGCCUGGGUGAUGUCAGAAAAAAUCUGUUGCAUGCAUAUAAUGGCGCAUCUGAUCUCUCUGGAGUGAUGGAAGCUAAAAGAAAUGAUAGUUGGAAGAAGUUUGGUAGGAUAACUGGUUGUAAGAGAAAGGGUCCUACUGGUUCGGAUGUGGAAAGCGAUGGUUGGGUACAGUGUGAUGCUUGCUCAAAGUGGCGGAGAAUAGUAGACGAAGGUGUUUCUGUUACUGGCUCUGCAUGGUUUUGUAGCAACAAUGCUGAUCCUGCACAUCAGAGUUGUAAGGAUCCUGAAGAAUUAUGGGAUGGAUCUCAACCAAUAAAUUACUUGCAAGGCUUUUAUACUAAGGGAGCUUCUGGUGAAGAAAAUGAAAAUAUUUCUUUCUUCACCAGUGUCCUUAGGAAACACAAGUCUUCAGUAAAUUCAUACGUAAAUAAGGCCUUAAUCUGGCUUGCUAAACGCUCUCUUGAGCAGCUCUCACUGAUGGAAACAGUUGGCCUACCAGGUCCACCAAUAAAUGUCUGUAGGUACCAGACAUUAUUUCACGCAUUUGGUCUAACGAGUAGAGUUGAAAAGGGUGUCACCAGAUGGUUUUAUCCAAAGCUGCUUGAGAACUUAGUAUUUGAUUCACCUGCCCUCAAGGUUGCUCUCUGUCAGCCGCUGGAUGCAUUUAGAUUGUAUUUGUCAAAAGCAACUCUAGUUGUCGUGCCUGCGAAUCUGGUUCAUCACUGGAAAACACAAAUCGAUAAACAUGUCAGCCCUGGGCAGCUACGUAUCCUCGUUUGGACUGACAAUAAGAAGCUUUCUCCGCACAGCCUGGCUUGGGACUAUGAUGUUGUGAUCACAACUUUUAGUCGCUUAAGUGCUGAAUGGAAUCCUCGGAAGAAAAGCCCAUUGAUCCAAGUGCAUUGGCUGAGGGUCAUGCUAGAUGAAGGACACACUCUUGGUUCUAGUCUCAGUUUGACAAAUAAAUUUCAGAUGGCUGUUUCUCUGACAGCUUGUAGUCGCUGGUUACUGACCGGAACACCAACCCCGAACACGCCAAAUAGCCAGCUUUCGCAUCUCCAACCUCUUUUAAUGUUUCUUCACGAGGAAGUAUAUGGAAACAAUCUAAAGUUGUGGGAAGCUGGCAUCCUUAGACCAUUUGAAGCAGAAAUAGAGGAGGGUCGUGCUCGUUUACUUGAGCUGCUUCAGAGAUGCAUGAUAUGCUCUAGAAAGAAAGAUCUGCGGAUGAUUCCUCCAUGUAUCAAGAAGUCGACAUACAUUAAUUUCGUCCCGAGACAUGCAAGAAGCUACAAUGAACUAGUGGAGUCAGUAAGGCGUAAUAUCUUAUUAGCUGAUUGGAAUGACCCGUCUCAUGUCGAAAGUCUGCUUAACUCUAAACAGUGGAAAUUUCGAAACGCUACCAUAAAUAAUGUCAGGCUAUCUUGUUGUGUGGCUGGGCAUAUUAAAAUGACUGACGCUGGUCAUGAUAUUAAAGAGACAAUGGACGCUUUAGUUGAAGCUGGUCUUGACGAUUCGACCGAGGAGUAUUCUUCUAUUCAAAACUGUCUUAUUAGUGGCUGUAAUUGUAAAAGAUGUGGGGAAUGGUGUCGACUUCCUGUAAUCACUCCAUGUAGACACUUACUAUGCCUGGAUUGCGUUGCUCUUGAUAGCGAAAGGUGUACUUUUCCUAACUGUGGUAACUUAUAUGAGAUGCAAACUCUGUUGGCUCGACCAGAAAAUCCAAACCCUAAAUGGCCUGUGCCGAAGGAUCUUAUUGAGUUACAGCCUUCAUAUAAUCAGGAUGAUUGGAAUCCUGACUGGCAAUCUACAUCUAGCAGUAAAGUCAGUUAUCUCAUGGACAGACUGAAGAAGUUACAUGAGGGUAAUCGUAAAAGCAUUUUGUCUUUCAACAAAAGUAGCUGUGACAACCUUGAAGAGAAUCCCAUUGGUACCUCGAAAGCCUUUUUGGGGCAAAAGUUCCAUAAACAAGAUUUUGGAUCUCAGAUGGUACUUGUUGAUAAAGUUUUGAUUUUCUCUCAAUUCCUUGAGCAUAUUCACGUGAUUGAACAACAGUUGGAAAUCGCUGGCAUAAAGUUUGCUGGAAUGUACAGUCCAAUGCAUUCGUCUAAAAAGAUGAAAAAUCUAGCCAUGUUCCAGAACGAUGCUGAUUGCAUGGCACUUUUGAUGGAUGGAAGUUCAGCGCUAGGUCUUGAUUUGAGCUUUGUAACGCAUGUGUUCCUGAUGGAACCAAUCUGGGAUAAAAGCAUGGAAGAGCAAGUUAUCAGUCGUGCUCACCGUAUGGGCGCAAAACGCCCUAUUUAUGUAGAAACGUUAACCAUGCGUGGCACAAUUGAAGAGCAAAUGAUGAGAUUCCUAGAGGAUGCUGAAAAGAGUGAUAGAUUAUUGUAUGGGGAUUACAUGAAAGUGGAGAAGGAGACAACAACAAGAAGCAGCAGCAGGCGCACGCUACAUGAUUUGGCAGAAAGCAAUUACUUGUCUCAUCUUAGCUUUGUCCGAUCAGAGGGCAACACAUAAUGACUUCACUGUCUAAAUCCUAUGUUACGCAUUUUGUAAAUGCUUUUGCCGUAAUUUAUGUUGUAGGCUUUUUUGGACUAAAAUUUAUGUUAGGCAUUGAGAAUAAACCUUUUGGUUAAAUAAUCAGAAACUUAUAGAAA